This is a messenger RNA of Mugil cephalus (flathead mullet), 1904 nucleotides long. It is a transcript of the gene cyp21a2, whose product is annotated as steroid 21-hydroxylase. Gene Ontology annotation, molecular function: steroid 17-alpha-monooxygenase activity; heme binding; iron ion binding. The coding region runs from base 16 to 1602 and encodes 528 amino acids. Gene Ontology annotation, biological process: hormone biosynthetic process; progesterone metabolic process. The record is from RefSeq and is a predicted model, not a curated record. The transcript is spliced from 12 exons. NCBI's taxonomy places the organism in Eukaryota, Metazoa, Chordata, Actinopteri, Mugiliformes, Mugilidae.
CGCCAGCAAGGAAACAUGAUAGAGAUCUCACUGGUCAGUGUGGGAGCUGUGUGUCUGGUUGUUAUUCUGUUCAUGGUGCUGAACUGGAAAUCUGGUCAGAGGGACACACAUCCAGGGGAAAGUCAUGAAGGAAAUACGUCUGCAGGGCCUGAAUGUCGAUUUCCCGAGUGGCUCCAUCAAUUCCUUCCUCGCUCCUCAUCUCCCUCCCUCCCAGGCCCGCCCAGCUUCUUCCUCAUAGGCAACAUGAUGGAGCUGGCACACGAUCAUCUACCAAUUCACCUGAGCAACUUGGCACAGCGCUAUGGAAACAUUUACCGCCUUAAAUGUGGAAGCACAACUAUGGUGGUUCUGAAUAGUAGUGAAUUAAUAAGAGAAGCUCUGGUGAAGAAAUGGUCUGACUUUGCUGGGAGACCUGUUUCAUACACAGGUAAUAUUGUGUCUGGAGGAGGACGCACCAUCUCUCUCGGGGACUAUAAUGAUGAGUGGCGGGCACAUCGUCGUCUCGUCCACGGUGCUUUGCAGCGCUGCUGCCAUCAGUCUUUACAUGAUGUGAUUGAAAGGCAGGCCCUGCAUCUCAGAAAGGUUUUGAUGGACUACAAAGGGAACGCUGUGGAUCUCUCAGAGGAUUUCACGGUGGCGGCCAGCAAUGUCAUCACCACUUUGGCUUUUGGAAAAGAAUAUGACAAAAGUUCUGUGGAGCUGCAGCAGCUGCACAGCUGUCUGAAUGAGAUUGUUGGACUGUGGGGAUCCUCUUGGAUUUCUGCUCUGGACUCCUUCCCACUCCUCAGGAAAUUACCCAAUCCUGUGUUUGCCCGUCUUCUGAGAGAGGUGGCCAGGAGAGAUGAAAUUAUAAAAAGACACCUGAACAAUUACAAGUCCCAGGACAGAGAAAAUGAGGACGCCAUCACAGGAUCCCUCCUGCAGGGCCUUGAGAAACAACAUAAUACUGAAAAUGGAGGGCUCCUAACAGAUGUUCAUGUUCACAUGGCGACUGUGGACCUCCUCAUCGGGGGAACAGAGACCACUGCAGCCUGGCUGAACUGGACUGUGGCCUUCCUACUGCACAGACCAGAGGUGCAGACCAGGGUGUACGAGGAGCUGCGCACGGUGCUUGGGGGGCGGUACCCCAAGUACAGUGACAGACACAGACUUCCUGUUCUGUGCUCUUUGAUCAAUGAGAUACUGAGACUCAGGCCAGUUGCUCCUUUAGCGGUGCCGCACAGAGCCAUCAGAGACAGCAGCAUUGCAGGGUAUUUCAUCCCUAAGGACACAGUCAUCAUCCCUAAUCUUUUUGGAGCUCACCACGAUCCUGCGGUUUGGUCUGACCCGUACAGCUUCAAACCAGAACGUUUUCUGGAAAGAGGAGGAGGCGGCUCCACCCGCGCCCUGAUCCCUUUUGGAGGUGGGGCUCGGCUCUGCCUGGGGGAGUCCGUUGCCAAAAUGGAGCUCUUUCUGUUCACCGCCUACUUGCUGAGAGAUUUCCAGUUCAUCCCUCCUGAAGGCAAGGCCGCCCUACCUGACCUGAGAGGAGUUGCCAGUGUUGUGCUCAAGAUCAAGUCCUACAACGUUAUAGCCCGUCCAAGACCCGGGACUGAUCCCUGAUGAAUUGUAAAAUAAUUGCAGAACUUCCAUCCGUAUAUUUAUCUUCUUCUUUUUUGUAUUUGCAUUGUUGUAUCCUGAAGAAAAUAGUCAGUUGAUGGGGUCAUAACACAGAAGUUAUUAAAGUUAUUCAUCUGUUCAUCACUGAAUAACAUGUCUGAACCCAGGUCUUUAUUUCUCAUCUGAUAAUACUAAGUAAACUGCGCUGUGUGCUUAAUAUUUUCUUGAGUCAUAUUUUUCAGUGGACAUCUUUAAGGAAUUAUAAAUGUUAAAUAAUGAUUAAUAAAAUAUGAAUCAACCUUUCA